This is a messenger RNA of Spea bombifrons (plains spadefoot toad), 1540 nucleotides long. It is a transcript of the gene DAW1, whose product is annotated as dynein assembly factor with WD repeats 1. The record is from RefSeq and is a predicted model, not a curated record. Gene Ontology annotation, molecular function: protein binding. Bases 33 to 1280 code for a protein of 415 amino acids. Lineage: Eukaryota; Metazoa; Chordata; Amphibia; Anura; Pelobatidae. The transcript is spliced from 13 exons.
UAACGACGGUACAGUAUUGAACAGAAGACACGAUGCGGCUGAAGCGGUUUCUGCUCCGGUAUUAUCCGCCAGGAAUUAUUUUGGAGUAUGAAAAAGGAGGCGAACUGAAGACCAAGUCGAUCGAUUUACUUGACCUAUCACCCCAGACUGAUGUGGACCCUUUAGUAGAGGAAAUCCAGAAAAGUGAACCGCUUGUUACAGCUUCUCGCACCCAGCAAGUCAAACAGCUCAUUCUCCGGCUGCAGGAGAAAAUCUCACAGCAAGAUCACCACAAGUUCUAUCUGUUCAAGGUUCUUCGUGCCCACAUACUGCCUCUCACAAAUGUAGCAUUUAAUAAGUCUGGAUCCAGCUUCAUCACCGGAAGCUAUGAUCGUACUUGCAAAGUGUGGGACACAGCCUCAGGAGAGGAACUCCACACCUUGGAGGGACAUCGCAAUGUGGUCUACGCAAUUCAGUUUAAUAACCCGUACGGGGAUAAAAUUGCCACUGGAUCCUUUGAUAAAACCUGCAAGUUAUGGAGUGCAGAGACAGGAACGUGUUAUCAUACGUUCCGGGGUCAUACCGCAGAAAUAGUUUGUUUAGCCUUCAACCCACAAAGCACGCUGGUAGCAACUGGAAGCAUGGAUACUACAGCCAAACUGUGGAGCGUACAGAGCGGGGAGGAGGCUCUCAGUCUGAACGGUCAUUCAGCUGAAAUCAUUUCCUUGUCCUUUAACACAACGGGAGAACGCUUGAUCACCGGCUCGUUUGAUCACACGGUGGCUCUGUGGGACGUUCCAACUGGAAGGAAGGUCCAAACUCUAAUAGGACACAGAGGAGAGAUCAGCAGCGCACAGUUUAACUGGGACUGCUCAUUGAUUGCCACGGCCUCGAUGGACAAAUCCUGCAGGUUGUGGGAUCCUCUAAAUGGGAAAUGUGUAGCUACCCUGACUGGGCACGAAGAUGAAGUCCUGGAUGUAACCUUUGAUUCUACUGGCCAGCUUAUUGCGACGGCCUCGGCAGAUGGAACUGCAAGGGUUUACAGCGCGUCCAGCAGGAAAUGUCUGGCCAAAUUAGAGGGGCACGAAGGAGAGAUUUCUAAGAUUUGCUUCAAUGCUCAGGGUAACCGCAUAUUAACAGCCAGUUCAGAUAAGACGUCGCGGCUCUGGGACCCGAUCACGGGGCAGUGUGUACAGGUGCUGGAGGGACAUACGGAUGAGAUAUUCUCCUGUGCGUUUAACUAUGAGGGCAACACAAUAAUCACAGGGAGUAAAGACAACACUUGUCGGAUUUGGCGUUAACUGGCUUCUCCUCACCAGCCUAAAUGGCAAGUGGACAACCUAUAAAGGACAUGUGUUACCAAACCGCUCCAACGCACUGUGAAUUGUCACAGACAAGGUUCAAAUUGUGAGAAAUACAAUUCACAACCACUGUGAAUUCCAGACUUUGAAGAAAUCAAGCCAACUGGGGGGUUUGACUGUAAAGGCACGUAGAGAGCAUGCAUUGUUUACUGCAUGUUUUUAUUUUUUACAUUUUAAUAAACUUUUUUCAUUUAAAUAAA